Molecule: messenger RNA, 1779 nt
Organism: Plasmopara halstedii
Lineage: Eukaryota; Oomycota; Peronosporomycetes; Peronosporales; Peronosporaceae
Exons: 1
Coding region: 1-1779 (592 amino acids)
Biological process (GO): carbohydrate metabolic process
Molecular function (GO): beta-glucosidase activity
Source: RefSeq, a predicted model, not a curated record
AUGCAGCUUUUCCACCCAUCAUUCCUCAUGCUCGCUGGCGCAACAGCCUUAAAAACCAGCGCGGAAGACGCGCCGCGCUGCUUUCCAGCCAAUUUCAUGUUUGGAUCGGCCACUGCUGCAUACCAAGUUGAAGGAGCGUGGAAUGAGGGCGGGCGUACUGAAAGCAUCUGGGACGACUUUUGUCGAACGCACCACAAAAAAGUGGCGUGUGCUAACGUGGCUGAUGACUUUUAUCAUCGUUAUCGAAGCGAUAUAAAGCUCAUGGUUGAAACGGGUCUGCAAACUUCGCGCUUUUCUGUGUCGUGGUCCAGAGCUAUGAAUUGGAAUCCGGUGACUAAACGCAUGCAGCCAAACCCUCAAGGACUUGCCUUUUACCACGCUCUUGUUGACGAGCUGAGAGCAAAUAAUAUCGUACCGAUUUUAACUCUGUACCAUUGGGAUUUGCCACUCGAGCUACACACUGAACUCUCUCCUCAAGGCUGGCUGAAUUCAGGCAUCGUUGACCAUUUUGUGGAAUACGCGACGUUGAUGUUUCAAGAACUUGGUGAUAAAGUUGACAUGUGGACGACGUUUAACGAACCUCUUACGUUCACGACCGCCGGCUACGCAAGUGGUGCAGGAGCUCCGGGUUUCAAGAAAUCCGAUACUUUUGCGUACAUCGUGGCACACAAUGUACUCCGUUCGCACGCAGCCGCUGUCAAAGCUUUUCGAGACCUUAAAUCAAAUUCCUCAUCUGUGCUUCACCCAGAGGCUCGCAUCGGUAUCGUGUUAAAUUCCGACGCUGCAUACCCACUUGAUGAAAAUAACCCUCUAGAUGUGGCUGCAGCCGAGAGAAAGAUGCAAUUUGAACUCGGUUGGUUCCUCUCACCGCUCAUUACUGGAGACUACCCUGCCAUCAUGCGGGAACGAGUGGGCGAUCGUCUUCCAAGCUUCACGCCGGAGGAGACAGUAUUGCUAAAGGGAUCGUACGACCUGCACAUGCUCAAUCACUACUCUUCAAAACUUGUGACAGAUUGCGAUGUGUCACAAAAAUCCAAGACGUCAUGCAAGAAAUUGAACAAAGGCUGGGAACGUGAUUUGGGCGUUGACAUCUCGCACUCAGAUGAGUUGCCAGGGUCUCGUCGCUCUAGCAAAGACCGUCACGGUAAACUAAAUUGUGGCUGGUUUACGGCUUACCCCCCUGGAUAUCUACGUGUGAUUAAGUGGCUUCACGCGACAGACCCCACAGCUGAUAUUCUGCUGACGGAAAAUGGAUGGUGUGGCAACAAUCAAAUCGCCAAUUACGACCAGCUUUGGUACCAUCAAGAGUACGUUACUCAAGUUUACAAGGCUGUGAUUGAAGAAAAGAUCCCAGUCAUUGGUUAUACGGCGUGGUCAUUCCUUGAUAAUUACGAAUGGGGCUCGUUCUCUCCCCGAUUCGGAUUGUACUACGUUAACUACUCGGCCAACACUGGCGACGUGGACGAAGUGUACAACCCACAAUCAGCGGGACUUGAACGCAUCCCGCGUCCUGCCGCCAAGUGGUUUGGCCAUGUUGCCAAAACAAAAUGUAUUGAUGGCUGGCAGCAUGAAGGCCCAAUUACGCAGGAUGAGCUACAGAGCGUCAACGUGGAUGAAUUUUCGCAAUGGAUGUUGGGCAUUAUUGGGGUGCUUGCUAUUGUGAGUCUUGCAUCCAUGGCUAUCGUUGGCCGUAGCAUUCUGACUCAGCUGUCGUCUCCUAACCCACAUCAUCUUUCUCGCGAGACUGACCCGCUGCUCCAGGCAAACGCCAUGAUCUAG